Messenger RNA from Trematosphaeria pertusa, 1197 nucleotides. Its product is annotated as exosome complex exonuclease RRP41. The transcript is spliced from 2 exons. The coding region runs from base 164 to 910 and encodes 248 amino acids. The record is from RefSeq and is a predicted model, not a curated record. Gene Ontology annotation, biological process: nuclear mRNA surveillance; U4 snRNA 3'-end processing; rRNA catabolic process. Gene Ontology annotation, cellular component: cytoplasmic exosome (RNase complex); nucleolus; nuclear exosome (RNase complex). NCBI's taxonomy places the organism in Eukaryota, Fungi, Ascomycota, Dothideomycetes, Pleosporales, Trematosphaeriaceae.
AGCUCUUGAAAGCACUUUUGUAAGUUGCUUCAAUUGCCAGAGCACUCAACAUAUUUCGCGCCCCCAUCCCCCGCCCGCUUGCGCACUACUUACACCCGGCCCGGAUGCCCUUUAUAUGAGCGGCUCUUAACUCCAUCCACCGACACCCUUCACACCCCGCACAAUGCCGCUCGACACAUCCACCUACUCGCUCGCCCUCCUCCGUCUCGACGGCCGCCGCUGGAACGAGCUCCGUCGGCUGCACGCACAAAUCAGCACGCAAGCCGCCGCCGACGGCUCCUCGUACCUCGAAAUGGGCAACACGAAGGUGCUCUGCAACGUCACGGGUCCUGCAGAGGGCCGGCAAUCCGGCCAGCGCGGCGGGAAGGACAGCGAGGCGAAAGUAGAAGUCGAGAUCGGGUUUGCGGGCUUCAGUGGCGUGGAGAGGAGACGGCGGAAGAGUGACAAGAGAACGAGCGAAAUGCAACACUGCCUUGAAACCGCCUACUCCUCCCUCCUCCUAACCCACCUCUACCCGCACUCCACCAUAACCCUAAACGUCCACAUCCUCUCCCAAGACGGGUCUCUCCUCGCCGCCUGCCUCAACGCUGCAACCCUCGCGCUCAUCGACGCGGGCGUGCCAAUGACAGACUACCUAGUAGCCUGCACAGCUGCGUCCUCCAGCACUUCCGACUCGUCAUCCGAGUCCUCCGACCCAUUACUCGACCUGAAUAGUCUGGAGGAGCAAGAACUGCCGUUCCUGACUGUGGGAACGUUGGGCAGGAGCGAGAGAGUCAGCGUGCUGAUGAUGGAGAGUAGAGUAAGGAUGGAGAGAGUGGAGGGGAUGCUGGCUGUGGGGAUUGAGGGGUGUAAGAGGGUGAGGGAGAUUUUAGAUGGCGUUGUGAAAGGAUAUGGGAAGAGGUUUUCUUAAGUGAUUGACGCGAGAAGGGUCCAACUGAAGAGAUGAGAGAGCAACGAGAGCGACACUGCAGAACACUUGGGAAGGCCAUAUCGAAGGACACAGCGGAAGCGCGUCAUGCGACGCUCAAGUCCGUUUACGCCUCUGAAGGUAGGAUCUCAAGAGAGGAGAGAGAGAGAGACAGUGGCGUGACGCUAUCAGCGUUGGAAGCAAGAGGCACAAGACCACAUGAAGAUACCCCGAUUAAAUAGACCCAAUGAUGCGAGACAAGGAUCCACCGAAUCAAUAUUCUGUAUGCG